GAUUAAUAUAUAAAUAAUAAAAGCACAUUAAAAAAAAUGUUUUUAAGUACUGACUUAUCAAAAAACUAAAAGCCAAAGUACAAUUUAUGUCAAAGGUAUAAUCGAUAAAAUUUUUAAAUCCAAGUGCAUUGCAACCAAAUUGACAUACUCAACGACUCACUACAAUUACGUAAAAAAUACGAGUAAUUUUCAAGGUCAAUUUAUGUAUCUGUUUUAAAGGAAAAAUAUUUAGUUAUCUGUCACCUCUAGAACCGUAAAGAUGGGAAAUCGAUCAUCGCUAUUAUUGAGACAAGAAGAAAUUGAACAAAUUCAACAAGAAACUGGAUUCACGCCUAAUCAAAUCGAACGUUUAUAUUCGAGAUUUACAUCUUUAGACCGUGGGGACUGCGGUACUUUGAGUCGUGAUGAUUUGUUGAGGAUACCAGAAAUUGCUAUUAACCCCUUGGGUGAACGAAUUGUAAAUUCUUUCUUUCAAGUGGAUGAUUUCAAUGAUAGAGUAAAUUUUAGACAGUUUUUGUAUGUUUUGGCUCAUUUUAGGCCGAUUAAAAAGAAUAAGGAGAAUACUUUGAAUUCAAGGGAACAAAAAUUGAAAUUUGCUUUUAAAAUGUAUGAUUUGGAUAAUGACGAUCUAAUAUCGAAGGAUGAACUAUUGGCGAUUUUGCACAUGAUGGUUGGCGAAAAUAUUAGCGAAGAUCAAUUAACAAGUAUUGCAGAACGUACGAUUUCUGAAGCAGAUAUUGAUGGAGAUCAAAUGAUUUCUUUUGAAGAGUUCUGUAAGGCUUUACAACGAACAGAUGUUGAACAAAAAAUGAGCAUUCGCUUCUUGAAUUAAUGCUAUAAAGUUACAAAUCUUAUAAUAUAAAUUAUGUGUGAAAAGUAGUGUAUCCUAAGAUUGCCGCAUAAUUAAUUGCAGUAUUUUUAAAAAAUAUGUAUGUCCUUAACCAAAGCUUAAUGUUAACAUUUACGUAGGUAUACAAUGUAAAUAACAGACCAAAUUACAGUACCAGAUAAUAUUUUAUUGUAUUUGCUAAGCAGAUUAUUUUACAAAAUAAAAUAUGAAAAUGAAUAAUGUA
This is a messenger RNA of Onthophagus taurus, 1073 nucleotides long. RefSeq names its product calcineurin like EF-hand protein 1 elm (gene elm). Lineage: Eukaryota; Metazoa; Arthropoda; Insecta; Coleoptera; Scarabaeidae. The record is from RefSeq and is a predicted model, not a curated record. Gene Ontology annotation, molecular function: calcium ion binding.